CACAGAUAUGAAUGCAUUGACUCAAACACAUGGAGGACCAACAUUUUGGGUGACAUCCAGCCAGAAACCCUCACUUGUGGGGUGGGCUCUGGAGGGCUAGUGGAUACAGCAGCACAUUCCUCCUGCAAUUGCUCCCCUUAUUUCAGACACCAGUCCCAGGCAAAGCCAGCUCUUGAAACUGGUAGUUUUUAUGUACACACAAGAAGUCAUUCCCCUGAAAAGGUUCUUAAAGGAGAAGAGACAUCUAAUGGGGCAUCCCCUUGUGCUGUAUCUUGGAGGAGAGACCUCCCAGCCAAUAUCUAUCCAAAGGGUCUGCAGGUGUCACUGGAGACAGAUGUGGGGGAGGCUCAGAUGAAUGUUGAUGUAGCCAUGUAUGGAACCCCAAGGGAAGUGCGUGUGAGAGUCACUCCUGGAGAGUUUAGACCAGUCCAGCAGCUUAGUACUAAAUCUGUAAGAGUUAGCAACUCCAAGCCUCACGUUAAGUCCAGCAAAGAGUCAGGAGAGGUGUGUGACUCUAGAUCACAAGCAGCCAGAAUGGCUGUGGUGGGCAGCAGCCAGUCCAGCCCUUCCGUUACUCAGGUUGAAGAAGGCUUUGGUGAUUAUUCUGACAUAGAUUGUAGAAAUGUGAGCAGAGAAAGAAGGAGAAACAAAUACUCUCAGCAAAGGAGCUGGAGGAAUUGGGAAGCUGAUUCCAGUCUCGACCAGUCUGAAGAACCUUCUGUGGAGAGGACUGCCAAAGAACCACGGUGCUGUGAAGAAGGGAGCCAGACACGGGAAGCUGUGUCCAGAGAGGUCUCUGAGAACAGCUUCUGGUCAUUGAAGGUGAAUGAGCAAAGUUUCCAGCACUUACGUGACAGACAAAUGCUAGCUAGGUGUUUCCAAGCCUGGAGAAGACACGUCCUCUGGAAAAGGGCUGCAGCCAGGCAGCUUUACAGCCAGCAAUUGCUUCAGAAGGGCCUUGGUGCUUUGCAGAGGGAUGUGUGCCAGAGGAGGAUGCAGCUAGAGGUGGCCCAGCAGAGACAUGCCUCAGCUCUGCUAGCUGUCAGCUUCCACAGGUGGAAGGAAGCUGUGGUGAAAGAGAGCAAGAAGCAAGCUCCACAGCCUGAGCUGUAUUCUACCCAUAGUUCAUCAGUGGGGGGUUUUGGAGUAGGAAGAUUAGCAACUAUGACAACCUCAGCUGAUCACCAGCUUAUAGAAGGAUACUCAGAGGAAGUUGAGCAGGCUUGUAGGGUGGAAGGAAAACUGUGGACACAGCUUCAUCGUAGGCAGAGAGGAGAUGCAUUCUGCUUAGGAGCUCAGGCAAUCAGAGAUAUGAGACGACUAGCUGUAGCUUUCAGACUGUGGCGCCUGCAGAAGGAGCUGCUGAGCAAAGAGGAAGCCAGGCUUUUGGAAGCCCGUGCUCUGCUAGAAAAGAAGCAGCUAAGAAACGUUUUCUGGCUGUGGCAUUCCCGAUGCUUGGAAAAGGAACAGAUCUCAGCGCUGACAACUCGGAUCCAAAGAAACUUGGUCUCUCAGUGCUUCUAUGCAUGGAAGGAGACUGUUGAACAGAAGGCACUUUACAGGUGCAACCUGGCCCAUCUCAGAGCAGUGUCACUGAGGAAAUACUUCCAGCAGUGGGUUCAGAGGCUGCAGGUCAGAGAAGGUGAUAAGCAAGCAAUGGCAAACUUCCUCCUCCUUCGAUGGAGGCAGCAUUAUGGAGCAGUUAUAAGCUCAGUAGCUGACAAGACUGUGACAAAGAGGGAUGAAGAUCAGCCACUGUGGACUGUAGAGAGAUGGUUUCCAGAGGAAGCAGGCUGCUCUCUUGAUGACUUCUGCCAAAAGGUGAAGCUCCAGAGAGUCUAUCUGCUGUGGAAAGCAAGGCUGUGCGAGCAUCACAGAGCUGAUUCUUUCUCUCAGGCUUUGGAGCAGUGUAGACUCCAAAAAGCUCUGAAAUUGUGGCACCAAAAGUGUCACAUGCUGAAGACAAUUGAACAAAGUCCUAGACACUCUCACAAGACUCUUUAUGGAGAACCUCUUGCUGUGCUGUUUGCUGAGGACCUCUCAACAUCAUCUGGCUUUGACAGCAGUGCUUCAGCUACUCUGGCCUCUCAAAGCUCGCUGGAAAAGGAAUACAGCUUUAGUGACAGCAGCCAGCAGGGCUUCUCCUCUGUUCUGACUGUUGAGGAUGUCACACACAUACCCUAUUACAGUUCUUUUCUGCAACCACACCAGUGUGCAGAGCUGCCAGCUGAACUGGGUGAGGAGCUGUGCUUGCAGACCUCCUUUCCUCCAUGGAGUACUGGAUCUGGGUGA
Messenger RNA from Melopsittacus undulatus (budgerigar), 2292 nucleotides. RefSeq lists its product as uncharacterized. Lineage: Eukaryota; Metazoa; Chordata; Aves; Psittaciformes; Psittaculidae. Bases 352 to 2292 code for a protein of 646 amino acids. The record is from RefSeq and is a predicted model, not a curated record. The transcript is spliced from 10 exons.